AUGAAUGUCCGUAUCUUGUCGUGGACGAUCUUCUUUCUCCUUUCUCGUCAUCAUCUUAGUGCUGCAACAGAUGAUUAUUCAUUGAAGAUAGGUCAUCUAAAACCGUUCGGAGAAGCUGGAUCUAAAGUUGAAGUGCAACAGAUUGAUGGAUUUCCAACUAUGAAAACCUUCUUUCAGGAUUAUUGGGCCAAGAGCAAACCAUUCAUCAUGAAAGGUGCCGCGAAAUCCUAUCCUGCUUUUACGUUAUGGUCUGACGAUUACUUUCUAUCAUUUCCGGAAGCAUCAACAGUAAAUAUUUUUGCCGAAGUGCAAAAGAAGGAAAAUCGUACGCUGCAACCUAAAUUUCCAACAUUCCAAGAAUUUAUACAACGCUAUAAUACAACACAAGAAUACAUGGUUGACAAAGUACCUAAAUUCCUUCAGAAGGAUCUGUGGAUGCCGUCAUGCAUAGCUUGCGAUACGAUACCCCAUUCUAAUCAUGUGAUGUGGUUUAGUAGUGGUGGCACUAAAUCUGUGUUACAUUUUGAUGGCUAUGAAAAUCUUAAUUGCCUACUUCGUGGCAGUAAACAGUUCAUUAUGAUUGACAGAAAAUAUCCCAAUAAGGGUUUCAUUGAUAAGCCAAGAGGCACUUAUUCUACCGUUGAUGUCGAUAGGGUAGACCUAAAUAAAUUCCCAACACUUGCUAACGCAGAAUACCAUUUUGCACACAUGGAAGCCGGCGAUUGUAUCUAUAUCCCUCUCUACUGGUCACAUCAUGUCAGGUCUUUUGGUCAUAAUAUAGCGGUUAAUGUAUGGCUUGAGCCAAAAAAUGCUACAUGUAUCGACCUGAGCGGGUGCCAAGAAGCUAAGAAACUAACCCAUUAUUCAUGUCGUAGAACUGGUUUGAAAGCAUCACUUAAUACGGAGAAAGUGGUCACCAAGAUUAAUUUUUUUAUAUAUUUAGAUGAGAUAUUUAAGGUCUUUGAUACAAAUAAUGAUGGAAAGAUAACUAGCUUAGAGGUGGAAAAUAUCUCACAGACUGACAUAGACCAAUUGAAUCAAUUUUAUGACCAUAUAUCCAGUACCAAAUUCGAAGCUAUCGCUACAGGAAGAGUUAUUGAUAGUGGCCAAGAUUCAGCUCCAACAGUAAAAGUAUCGUCUACCGAUCAAGAUGAACUAUAA
This is a messenger RNA of Trichoplax adhaerens, 1161 nucleotides long. RefSeq lists its product as uncharacterized. The record is from RefSeq and is a predicted model, not a curated record. The coding region runs from base 1 to 1161 and encodes 386 amino acids. The transcript is spliced from 9 exons. NCBI's taxonomy places the organism in Eukaryota, Metazoa, Placozoa, Uniplacotomia, Trichoplacea, Trichoplacidae. Gene Ontology annotation, molecular function: 2-oxoglutarate-dependent dioxygenase activity; calcium ion binding.